CGCGCUGCAAGUAGGACAAACGAUGAGCUCUGCACUCAAGAAGAUUAACACACAACUGGGACUGAGGCUGGGACUAGGAGUGGGAGUUGUGCUGCUGCUAAUGUUGCAAGCAGGUGACGCAAGGCCAAUGGGACACAACGAAGCCAGCUACGAUGCCAGCCUGGAUCCUUUGGUCUGGUCACGUCCCUUUGUGCAGGACAAAGUGCGCAGACAUCGCAUUGCAACGCUUCCAAAUCCGUAUAAGCAUCGACACGUUCCAGCACAUCCCUGCCCUGAGCUGGGCAAGAAACGGCGAAGUCAACACUCAACGAGCCGGCAACGCAAUCAGCUGAAGUAUAAAACAAAAAAGCAACAGUAACUACCGCAA
Messenger RNA from Drosophila nasuta, 367 nucleotides. RefSeq lists its product as uncharacterized. Bases 23 to 358 code for a protein of 111 amino acids. The record is from RefSeq and is a predicted model, not a curated record. Lineage: Eukaryota; Metazoa; Arthropoda; Insecta; Diptera; Drosophilidae. The transcript has a single exon.